AUGGCUGGUACAUUCGCGGCUCCUCUACCGAGGAACCCUCGCCGAAGGCCGGGACGAGCAUCUCGGCCCGGGAGUGACGAGACAGGACAAGCAGAAGGUCAAUUUGCCUGCCACUUUUACAAGUUCAAUCCUGUCAUGUACGAUAAAUGCAAAAAGUGCAGUUUCACCAGACCGUCCGACGUCAGGCAGCACAUCGUCCGAUGCCACUCUCUGGUUUCCCCCUACUGCGUUAGGUGCUGGAAGGAGUUCUCAGGCCAGCAAGAAUAUUCUGAACACGUCGCCCAGGGCCAUUGCCAGGUCCGGCCGAGGCCUGAGAAGCUCGUCCGUGAGGAACUUGACAGGUUGGGAGCUUGCCGUAGGGAGGACCAUAGUAAGGAGAAAUGGUUUGGCAUCUGGAAUUUACUGUUCCAUGGACAUCCCCGGCCUGACUCCCCUUAUCUCCCAUCCUGCAUCUUCGAAGAGGGUCUGACCCUCAUUCAGCCUUUCGUCCAGGAUCUUCUGCAUCAGCAUGGCGGCACCGCUGCGGCAGGUCCGGUACCAGGAAACAUCCUCCACAUUGCCUAUCAAACCUACUGCCAUGGCCUUCCCAUGUCCCGGCACCCACCAUCUUUGAACAACCAGGGCUUCCCUUACCAGACGCUACCUCCUCAUCUGCUCCCCAAUAACAACGGUCUUUACGGCGAAACAAAUAGACUCGAACACGGGUCAGGAUUUAAUUAUUACCCUCCGCAAUUUUAA
Molecule: messenger RNA, 738 nt
Organism: Clonostachys solani
Lineage: Eukaryota; Fungi; Ascomycota; Sordariomycetes; Hypocreales; Bionectriaceae
Source: the annotation of a GenBank genome assembly